UGGGGGCCCCAAAAUCACCGUGUCCCACUCAACCCUGCCCAAGAACCUGCAUCCACACCCCAAGAAACAAAAAUUGAAGAUCCACCAGCCCCUGCUCUCGACACAAAGCAGGACGUGGAACAAAAAGACUGUAGAACUCUCUUCAAUCCUAACGCAUUGCCCUUCAUUCCUAGGGCAGUUGAAGUCAGGGAAAUAGUCAACCAAUUUACGCCUGUGGAAAGCACUAACACUCUGUCAGUUAAUCAAAGUCCUCAGCCUGAAGUUCAAGAUGCAAAUCCUGCAAACUUGUUUGUCAGUAAGGACACAACAUCAAGCACUGAUGUAAACGACAUCGAAAAGGAGAUAACUGAACUGAGAAAUCAGAUGAGGGAAAAAGACAAACGUCUUUCUGAGUUGAAGGAAGAAAGAGAGAUGGGAAAGAGGCGUCUUCAGCGUCAGCAGGCAGAACUUGAAGCCAAAAAGAAUCACCUGAAGAAAGAGACAGAGUUUAAGGAGAAGUGUGGACUUAGAGCUGCCGCUCUCAGAGAUAAACUGGAGAGACUACAACAAGCAGCAAAAGCAAAGCAAGCGAGUGAGGAUAGGAAGACGGAGGCUCACACGCUGGCAUUGGAAAAACUAGCAAUGCUGAAGAAAGAGCUUCUAGAAAAAAGAAAUUAUAACCUGGAACUGACACAGAGAUUAAAAAUGGAAGAGGAAGAGGAAGCAGAACCAGAAGUCGUGAAGGAUCAGAUGGAAGCUGAGGAAAUCCCUAUCUCAGCACCUCUUUCAGAACCAGAAGUUGUGAAGGAUCAGAUGGAAGCUGAGGAAAUCACUAUCUCAGCACCUCUUUCAGAACCAGAAGUUGUGAAGGAUCAGGUGCAGGAUGAGGAAAUCACCAUCUCAGUACCUCUUUCGGAACCAGAAGUGGCUGAGGAUCAGGUGCAGGAUGAGGAAAUCGCCAUCUCAGCACCUCUUUCAGAAGCAGAAGAGGUCUCGAAACAGAUAAAGCUGGCAUUGGAAAAACUGGCAACGCUGGACAAAGAGCUUCUAGAAAAAAGAAAUUAUAAACUGGAAAUGACACAGAGAUUAAAAAUGGAACAGAAGGCAGGACCAGAAGUGGUGAAGGAUCAG
Oryzias melastigma (Indian medaka) is the source of this 1110-nucleotide messenger RNA. Its product is annotated as glutamic acid-rich protein-like. Lineage: Eukaryota; Metazoa; Chordata; Actinopteri; Beloniformes; Adrianichthyidae. The transcript has a single exon. The annotation marks the transcript as partial. The record is from RefSeq and is a predicted model, not a curated record.